This is a messenger RNA of Penicillium pulvis, 2238 nucleotides long. RefSeq lists its product as uncharacterized. Gene Ontology annotation, molecular function: DNA-binding transcription factor activity, RNA polymerase II-specific; zinc ion binding. The record is from RefSeq and is a predicted model, not a curated record. Bases 1 to 2238 code for a protein of 745 amino acids. Lineage: Eukaryota; Fungi; Ascomycota; Eurotiomycetes; Eurotiales; Aspergillaceae. The transcript has 3 exons. Gene Ontology annotation, biological process: regulation of DNA-templated transcription.
AUGUCCAACAGCUUGCCAUCUAGAACAUUGACACAUGCUACCCCACAGCGUCGCCAGAACAGUAGCUGUGAUCCCUGUCGCCGAUCAAAGCGUCGCUGUACCUUUCCACUGGUUACAUUUGACAGUUCCAGCCCGGCCUGCACACACUGCCAGCGCUUAGGACAUACCUGCACCUUCAAUUUUGCCACAUCACGCCUGGACAAAAGAUCGAGCAGAAAGCAGCGAAAGCGACACGAUAAUUCGGAGCAUACAACAAAUGAUUAUGACAUCUCAGAGAUAGCAAAGUACCCCGGACCUCUGAAUGGAGACAAUCUGUUUGAAAAGUGGCUCAACCUUGACAAUGAUUCCUCAAAUAACGAAGCAGAGUCGUCAAACCAAAACUACCCGGAUUCCAUUUCUGGCCCGGAAUCCGUGUCAAAGUAUGGAUAUCAGCAUGUUAAACAGAUGACCUUAGCCCCAAGGUACUUACGCAAAAACCACCCCGUUCUACCUUUAGGCGUGGGCUCAAUGCUUGGAAUCUCACGACGAAGCCCGAUAUAUCUACUGAACUCGAAGCUCGAUACAGCAAUCUUGGAGACGCGCCUGGCACGAAUCUUCGAGAUAGUUGUCAAUGGAUGCGCUUCAAGAUAUCUAGACUACGAUUGCAAUUUGUAUGCAACGCAAAAUCGGUAUCAGAUAGAAGACAGCACCAUCUCCACGAGCUCCGCCUCACCUGAAUCAGAUGCUGCUUCGACGGAGAGCUGGGAGGUUCCUACGCCUUCAGGCUCAAAGUGUCAAGAGGAUAAUGCUUCAACACAACUGCAGCUCAACACUGAUAGGAUGGCCACCAAACCGGCCAUUCGAGAGGAUUCCUGCAACAUGACCUUGGUCGGUUCCGCACGCUUCUUGGAUCAUCUGGCAGGCCUUUACGGCAAUAAGUUAGGACUGGCUGCACGAAAUCAGUCCGACGCAGCUUUACACGCUGUUCUUCGAGUAUUCGCGCUGCAGUGGAUUCCUUUACCACAUUCCUCCUCUGGUACUGGACCGUCAUCAGAUCAUGAUUCCUGCUUGGACGCGUACACUGAUGCGUGGUUCAAUGCAAGAUCACAGAUUAUGGCCAGCCAGCAUAUCCGAUCGUUCCGGAUUGUGCUUGCAAUUCUAUUGUUUGAUGGCAUUGCUAUCCCGAUCAAAGCUUACGCCAGUCUGGGAUUUGCUGGGAUCGAGCACGAAUUCCUCGAUAUUGGCCUUGGAAGUCUUUGCAUUUUAGACAAACUUGUCAUGCAAUACUGUGCUACAUUGGGACCCUUUUCCAGAUAUGCCGUUCUGGCAGAAGCCAGUCUAAGCCUUGUUCGUUGGUGUGGAUAUAUACGUGAUUUGGGAGCGGCACUCACUGCAAGCCACGAGUGCAAAAUUCCGGCUCUUUUCGCACGUGAGAACGGACAAACCCAAAAUAGUACGGUUCCAGGACAGCCUGUCUACCAUAGUCUACAGGAUAUAGACAGCAAGGACCCUUCUAUAUGCCAUGGAGCAACUGUGCGGUCUUUCUGUAUCUGGCGGCAAAUCAUAGAUGUCAGAGGAGCUCUUCUGAAGCUAGAUGAUAUAAGCUCCGGCAUUCCACUUGAAACUUGCAAUGCGAUACACCAAGCAGUGGACGCUGUCCAGGAGUUCGAUGAUACUUUUCAACCUUUCAUGCAGGACUGCACCGAUUCCUUUGGGGGUCUGUCUCUCGCUCGGAGAAUAUCUGUUGCUUCUAUGAUCUCAUUCUGGAGCCUUGGUGUUCUUGUUCUCGCUGAUUCACUCAUGCCAUUCACCGAGAAAAUCAAUCAAUAUUGUGAUCUAGGCCUUUUGUCACGUAUGCAGUUGUGCCGUGAGGUCGCUGUCUCAUCAAUGACACAAAUCAUGGAAGCCGUGUCUGCACUACCGACCGAGGCUAAUCUGAACAUUCAGAACAGCCUUGGUUCCGAAGUUCCGAUCAUUGCAUAUCACGUUACUCCUAGUCUUAUGACUUCGGCACUUGCAAAGGCCGUGGAGCAUAGUAUUCAUUUGCACGUUUCGAACGACUACAGCUUAGAAGAUCCGCUAAUGGACGCGACCUUCCUUGGUUGUGAUGACGUUGGAGAUCACAGAAUCGACACGCUCGUUAAGGGACUUCUUUCUCUUGAAGCAACUAUUGGAGGAUCUCAGGUGGGCGGGAUUGCCUUCCAAUCCUUGAUGGAGAGAUAUGGGGAUAUCAUAUCCGAAUCCUGGUCUUGUGAUUAG